Molecule: messenger RNA, 948 nt
Organism: Myotis brandtii (Brandt's bat)
Lineage: Eukaryota; Metazoa; Chordata; Mammalia; Chiroptera; Vespertilionidae
Gene: PDCD2L
Product: programmed cell death 2-like
Exons: 5
Coding region: 65-901 (278 amino acids)
Cellular component (GO): cytoplasm
Source: RefSeq, a predicted model, not a curated record
AGAGAGAGAGAGAGAGUUCUUAAUAUGUGCCAAGCACAAUACUAGCAAUACUGGGGAUAAAAAGAUGACCGUGGUGUCUGCCUAUAUUUGCAGGGUUCAAUUGCAGAUAAUAGACAAGCAAUUUGACUUUUUAAAGAAACAGGAAAAUGGCCUUGCAGCUGAGGAUUGGUGUGAAGGUGCGGAUGACUGGGGAGGUGACAAUGAGGAGGCGCCUUCACCACAGCUUACCUUGGGUUUUGGAAAUGAUUCGAACAGUGCCAAGGACAUAGACUGGACUGCCCAGCUCCAAGACCUCCACCUUCAGGAAACUCACACGAAUGCUGCUCUUCCUGUGCCUCCUGGGGAAGGGAUGGCCUUGUCUUCUGUGGUGCCACAGUUCCUGCCCCACUACAUCUCUGUGGUAGAUGAGGAUGAUUACAGAGACGUUGUCAGUCUAGAUCAUGCGCAUAGUCUUCUCAGGGAAUAUCAACAACGAGAAGGAAUUGAUAUGGAACAGUUGCUUUCCCAAAGUCUUCCUAGUGAUGAUAAUGAAAAAUAUGAGAAGACCAUAAUUAAAAGUGGAGAUAAGAUAUUUUACAAAUUCAUGAAGAGAAUUUCUGCUUGUCAGGAGCAAAUUUUGAGGUAUUCCUGGAGUGGACAACCACUGUUUUUGACCUGCCCUACAUCAGAAGUCACUGAGCUCCCAGCCUGCAGCCACUGUGGAGCCCAAAGGACAUUUGAGUUUCAGCUUAUGCCAGCACUGGUCAGCAUACUAAGAAGUGCUAAUUUAGGUCUUUCUGUGGAAUUUGGAACAGUUCUAAUUUACACAUGUGAGAAGAGUUGCUGGCCUCAAAAUCAGCAGACUCCCAUGGAAGAAGUUUGUAUUGUACAAGAAGACCCAGAUGAAUUAUUAUUUAAGUAGAAUAUUUCCAUUUUUAAUAUAAAUUCAAAUAAAUUUUAAUGUCCAAA